Neoarius graeffei (lesser salmon catfish) is the source of this 4248-nucleotide messenger RNA. RefSeq names its product ATPase Na+/K+ transporting subunit alpha 2a (gene atp1a2a). Gene Ontology annotation, molecular function: ATP binding; P-type sodium:potassium-exchanging transporter activity; ATP hydrolysis activity. The transcript has 24 exons. The record is from RefSeq and is a predicted model, not a curated record. Gene Ontology annotation, cellular component: membrane. Gene Ontology annotation, biological process: potassium ion import across plasma membrane; proton transmembrane transport; intracellular sodium ion homeostasis. Bases 15 to 3071 code for a protein of 1018 amino acids. Lineage: Eukaryota; Metazoa; Chordata; Actinopteri; Siluriformes; Ariidae.
CAUACUUUCAGAACAUGGGGAAAGGGUAUGUACAUGAUAUCAGCCAUGAGGCUUCUCAUAACAAUGGAAAGAAGAAAAAGAAAGAGAAAAAUUUGGAUGAGCUGAAGAAAGAGGCAUCUUUGGAUGAUCAUAAGCUCUCUCUGGAAGAGUUGUCAGCUCGCUAUGGGGUGGACCUGUUUAAGGGCCUGACCCAUCAAACAGCAUUGGAGCUCCUGGCACGGGAUGGGCCUAAUGUUCUGACUCCACCUCCAACCAUCCCAGAGUGGGUGAAAUUCUGUAAACAGUUGUUUGGAGGGUUCUCCAUCCUCCUGUGGAUAGGUGCUGCCCUAUGUUUCUUUGCUUAUGGUAUCCAGUUCGCAACUGAGGAAGAGCCAGCCAAUGACAAUUUAUAUUUGGGAGUAGUUCUGGCUGCUGUGGUCAUCAUCACUGGUUGCUUUUCCUAUUACCAAGAGGCCAAGAGUUCACGCAUCAUGGAAUCCUUCAAAAACCUGGUGCCACAGCAAGCUUUAGUGAUCCGUGAGGGUGAGAAGAAGCAGGUCAAUGCCGAGGAGGUGGUUCUGGGAGAUCUAGUGGAAAUAAAAGGAGGCGAUCGCAUUCCAGCUGACCUACGGUUCAUCUCCUCUAGUGGCUGCAAGGUUGACAAUUCCUCUCUGACAGGAGAGUCUGUGCCUCAAACCCGUUCUCCAGAUUACACUCAUGAAAACCCUCUUGAGUCCAGAAACAUCGGCUUCUUCUCCACUAACUGCGUGGAGGGCACGGCCCGUGGCAUUGUGAUUGCAACAGGAGAUCGUACAAUUAUGGGGCGAAUAGCAACCCUGGCUUCUGGGUUGGAGGUGGGCCAGACCCCAAUCAACUUGGAAAUUGAGCACUUCAUCCACAUCAUUACUGGUGUAGCUGUUUUUCUUGGUGUCUCGUUUUUUAUCCUCUCACUCAUCCUCGGCUACACAUGGCUUGAGGCUGUCAUCUUCCUUAUUGGCAUUAUCGUUGCUAAUGUGCCUGAAGGACUGUUGGCAACCGUCACGGUGUGUCUGACUCUGACAGCAAAACGUAUGGCACAUAAGAAUUGUUUGGUGAAGAAUCUAGAGGCUGUAGAGACUUUGGGCUCCACCUCCACUAUUUGCUCAGAUAAGACUGGCACCCUGACCCAGAACCGCAUGACUGUGGCCCACAUGUGGUUCGACAACCAGAUCUAUGAGGCUGAUACUACAGAGGAUCAAUCAGGUAAUGAGGUAUUUGAUAAGAGCUCCACCACUUGGACUGCUUUGUCACGCGUAGCAGCACUCUGCAACCGUGCGGUCUUCAAACCUGGACAAAAAGAUGUUCCUAUUCUGAAGAUGGAAACAGCAGGUGAUGCAUCAGAGUCUGCUUUGCUAAAAUGUAUUGAGCUCUCCUGUGGGCCUGUAAAGGCAUUUAGAGAGAGAAACCCUAAAGUAGGAGAAAUUCCAUUCAACUCAACCAACAAGUUUCAGCUGUCUAUUCAUGAAACUGAAGACAGUCCAACUGGGCAUCUCCUGGUGAUGAAGGGAGCUCCUGAGAGGAUUUUGGACAGGUGCAAUACAAUCAUGAUCAAUGGCCAAGAGAUUCCUCUGGAUAAUGACUGGAAAGAUGCAUUCCAGGGAGCCUACAUGGACCUGGGGGGUCUCGGGGAGAGAGUGCUGGGCUUCUCCCACCUGUUCCUGUCGCCAUCUCAUUUCCCACGAGGUUUUGUAUUUGACUGCGAUGACAUUAAUUUCCCCAUGGACCAGAUGUGCUUUCUGGGUCUCAUGUCCAUGAUUGACCCCCCGAGAGCUGCUGUGCCUGAUGCAGUGGGCAAGUGUCGCUCUGCUGGGAUCAAGGUGAUCAUGGUAACUGGAGACCAUCCAAUUACGGCUAAGGCAAUCGCUAAAGGUGUUGGCAUCAUCUCAGAAGGCAAUGAGACAGUGGAGGAUAUCGCAGAGAGACUUAACAUCCCAUUAAGUCAAGUUAACCCACGAGAUGCAAAGGCAUGUGUAGUGCAUGGUGCUGAUCUGAAGGAGAUGAGUUUAGAGUAUUUGGAUGAUCUCCUGAGAAACCACACUGAGAUUGUCUUUGCUCGUACCUCUCCACAACAGAAACUCAUCAUUGUAGAGGGCUGCCAGCGACAGGGUGCUAUAGUGGCAGUGACCGGUGAUGGGGUAAAUGACUCUCCUGCUCUAAAGAGGGCUGACAUCGGCAUCGCCAUGGGAAUAGCAGGAUCUGAUGUCUCCAAACAAGCCGCUGACAUGAUCCUGUUGGAUGACAACUUCGCAUCUAUUGUAACAGGGGUAGAGGAGGGUCGUUUGAUCUUUGAUAACCUGAAGAAAUCAAUAGCCUACACUCUCACCAGCAACAUCCCUGAGAUCUCUCCCUUUCUCUUCUUCAUCAUUGCUAGUGUUCCUCUGCCUCUGGGCACUGUCACCAUCCUCUGUAUUGACUUGGGAACUGACAUGAUUCCUGCCAUUUCUCUGGCUUAUGAGUCAGCAGAAAGUGACAUUAUGAAGCGUCAACCCAGAAAUUCCAAAACUGACAAAUUGGUCAAUGAGAGACUCAUUAGUAUGGCAUAUGGGCAGAUCGGUAUGAUCCAGGCCCUGGCUGGAUUCUUUACCUACUUUGUGAUAUUGGCAGAAAAUGGAUUUCUGCCUUAUAGACUUCUAGGAUUGCGGCUUGACUGGGAUGACCGCAAUGUCAAUGAUCUUGAGGACAGCUAUGGACAGCAAUGGACCUAUGAACAGCGUAAAAUUGUGGAAUUCACUUGUCAUACAUCCUUCUUCGUGAGCAUUGUGGUGGUGCAGUGGGCUGACCUCAUUAUUUGCAAAACACGGAGGAAUUCCCUUUUUCAGCAAGGCAUGAAAAAUACGAUUCUGAUCUUUGGCCUGUUUGCUGAGACAGCCCUCGCUGCCUUCCUGUCCUACUGCCCUGGAAUGGAUGUUGCUUUGCGCAUGUACCCACUCAAGUUGUACUGGUGGUUCUGUGCUCUUCCAUACAGUCUGCUUAUCUUUAUCUAUGAUGAAGUCCGCAAAUUUAUUCUGAGGAGGAGGCCAGGAGGUUGGGUGGAAAAAGAGACCUAUUAUUAAUGGAUAUAACUUGUCUAUCAAGGUGCAUUAUGAAAAUGUAUUGCUAUGGUCCAGUGGUGGCUGGUGCCAAAAAAAAAAAAAAAAAUUGGGGAGCAGUACUGGGGGCAGAGUUAUUGUAGUUUUUGAAAUUUUCAUUAGUUUUUAUUAUUGAGUCUUUCAAUUUGGUUUUUCAUUUCAGUCUAGUUUUAGGAGUGCAUAAGUAGUCUAUUUUUAUUUUUAUUUUUGAGGAAUUAAGAGCUAGUUUUAGUUUAGUUUUUAUGGAGUUUGUGUUAAGAAAUAUUCACAUUACGAGGAAAGCCUUUAUUUAAAGAAGCCAUAAAAGGUAGGAUGAAAGACUGCAUGCCAUUAAAUAUGAUCUACAAAAUCUGCACAAUCACAUUCUUCAUCAUCAUCUAUCCAGCUUGCCAGCUCCGUUUGUCAUAACAAGGGUGGGAGAAGCCUCAAGUAUAAGCCUGGCUUCAAUCACCUGCCUCUUAAUGUUUAAAUUGGACUGGUCCAAGCCAAGCUCCUUUAUUCUCUUUUUUUAUUUCCAGUGUAUGACAUGUAAAAGGAUGCUUCUGUAAAGAAAUAACAGAAUUUUCUUUCUCUGUGGGUCUACUUGAACUUGCCAUCUUGUGAAAGCUCUGGUCUAACAAGUAGCAAUGAGUGACAGCCACAAAAAUGAAGGUCCAUAAAAACUGUCCAAUCAUGUGGAUAAAAAACUUAAACCCAAUUCAUAUUGGCUGCUAAUAAAAGAAGGCGUGUCCGGGGUGUCCACCAAUUAAAAUGCAGCCUCAGGUCACCUGCUCUCCAAAAGUUUGUGUUGCCACAUACACACUCAUCUGGCCAGCACCCAAGAAAGUGUAGGUGUUCACAUAAAAUUAAAAUAAAUACAGUUUAAAAAUGGGUUAAAAUAAUUAGAUGGAUACAGGUGGAAGUAGGAUGAGUAAACAAGUUUGACUUAAUAAAUACUUUUGCUUAAUUCAUUUAUAUUUAAUAUCACAUAGUCUUUCUCAUCUGGAUAACUGGAAGGGGACGGUGCCCCCUAUUGACCAGCCGCCACUGUUAUGGUCUGAACAAGGGUUUCUAACUCCAAUAGUCAAGAUAUCCCGUUCUAAUGGUUUUACUCUUUCCCUGCAUUAAAAUACCUCAUUUACAGGUGCUUGAAAGUUUGUGAACCCUUUAAAAUUUUCUAUAU